This is a messenger RNA of Perca fluviatilis (European perch), 735 nucleotides long. Its product is annotated as cell cycle regulator of non-homologous end joining. Bases 144 to 659 code for a protein of 171 amino acids. The transcript has 3 exons. NCBI's taxonomy places the organism in Eukaryota, Metazoa, Chordata, Actinopteri, Perciformes, Percidae. The record is from RefSeq and is a predicted model, not a curated record.
ACCGCCUGUUUCUGUUUCUUCUUCACUAAAUGGUGGAUACAGAUCUAUGAUAAAGAUCAUCCGUACCUACUGUCUCUGAUAAUAGCUCAGUAACCUUUGUACGCAUGUACAAAUGACGUUAAGUUUUAAAAUAUAACGCCAACAUGUCAGAAAGGCACCGCCGGGCGCUGCCGCCAUGGAUGGCGAAGAAGGAAGAGAAAGUGAAAAAGGAGCCGCUGAAGAGCAGGAGAAAACAGAAAACAACACGGGCUGCUUUCUACUGUAUGAACGAGAAAGAGCUGGUAGAGGCAGCUGUUUCAUAUCUUACCAACGCUGCCUGCGCGGACGUGGAUCUCCUGACUGACCAAAAGGUUGAAGACAAAGCGAUAGCAAAGCCGGUGACUUUAGAGGAGGAGUCCUUAGACUGCGGUGAUGCCCCGGAGAAGACGUAUGUGUCAGAAACAGACUUAGACAUUACAGAGGUGGAAACAGUGCCGUACGCUAAGAGCCCGCAGCAUCAGGGACCUGGGGGUCAGAGGUCAGGACCAGUACAGGAUCGUGGUGGUCUUGUGAAUGUUGGACUGGACGCUGAGGAAAAAGAGGAGCACUCACAGAUGCCGGCAGAGGCAGCAGAGGAGGAUGAUGCUAUGCGGCUUGUGCGAGAAAUCUUUUUCACCUGACCACUGAAAUGUGAACUAAGCUUUAAAGGAACACGCCGACUUAUUGGGACUUAUUCACCGUAACCCCCAGAGUUAG